GUAACCAACCAUCUUUCAUUUAGGCCUUCAAAUUGAGGCCAUCGUACAAAAAAAAAAAACCGCAAAUAAUUAUCCAAACAAACCUUGUUGUGUGUUCUAGUCCUCCUCCACCUGCUUCCUUCACAGUCGCCUUCUUUCCUCACUCUUUCUCCGUCUUUAUUUGAAGAAACUCGGCUAUGGAGAUCCGAAAUCUCUGAUUUUCGCUAAUCUCUGAACUCCAUCUUUUUACCGGGUUUUCCCCCCAGCGGCAGGAAUAAUUGACAUCGGAUAUUUGAGUUUGAGUGAAAUGGGUCCCUUUUAAUUUGAUUGAAAAGGAGAAGUUGACCUUUGUUUGCUUGAACUUUAUAAUGAUAUUAAGGAACACCAAAAAUGAUGCUUAGUUUCGAAGUCUUUUCUUUUUAGCUUUUCUAUGACGCCUUUUUCUUUUAAUUUCUUUUCUUUUUUUCACCUUUGUAAAGGAAAGGUAGUAAUCUUUGAUGGAGGAUUGUGAUAGCCGACGCUGGGAUGAGCUAUUCCCUGAUGCACUGGGUCUUAUUUUUAAGAAUUUGUCACUCCAAGAGAUACUACUUGUAAUUCCAAGGGUUUGCAAGUCAUGGAGAAAAACAGUGUUGGGGCCUUACUGCUGGCAGGAGAUAGACAUUAUGGAUUGGAGCUUACUUCGGGAUCCCGAUAGCGUCAAUAAAAUGCUUCAGUUGUUGAUUUCAAGGAGCUCUGGUUACCUUUCCAAGCUCUGCAUUAGUUGUCUCCCUAAUGACUCUAGUUUGUCCCUGAUUGCAGAACAUGGUAAAGCUCUUCAUACUUUACGGGUACCAAGAAGCGAAAUAACAAAUUCAAUCGUAGAACAGGUUGCUGAGAGGCUUUCUGCUGUAACUUUUUUGGAUUUAAGCUUUUGUAAAAACAUCGGGGCACCAGCCCUUGAGGCGAUUGGGAAGCAUUGUGCGAAUCUUACAGGGUUGCGUAGAGUUAUGUGCCCUUUUGAAGCUAUUGACAGGUCUUCUCAAGAUGAUGAGGCUCUUGCAGUUGCAUCGACAAUGCAUAAGCUCAAGCAGCUCGAGAUAGCCUAUUUGCUCAUAAAUACGGAAUCAGUGCUGAAAAUCCUCGAGAACUGCCCAGAGCUUGAGUAUUUAGAUGUGCAAGGGUGUUGGAAUGUGAUACUAGAUGAAAAGUUCAAGAAGUUUUCGAAAGUGAAGUUGGUCGGUCCAUUGGAAGAGUUUUCAGAGACGAUCAGAUGGGAUGGUUGCUCAGAUUCUUCUGGCUACUUGACUUGGGAUUUUGUGGUUGAUGAAAUAGAUGAUCAAUUUCAAAUGCUGGAGUUUUGGGGAGAAGAUUACAGAAGUGUGGAUGAUGAGGAGCAUUCUUUUGAGGAGCAUGUUUAUCCUGAUUGGCUUGAUGGGUCUCCUUGAAUCUUGCUCCUACCUCUGUCUUUGGCUACCAUACCAUUUCAAUGUGAAAUCUGAGAGAAAUGGUGAGCCUUUGAUUUCACUUAAGUUAACCAAAUAAUAGAGCCCUUGAAAUUUGGUAAGCUUUAUGGGUUGGUUAAUCUAUCCAUUGAUGAUGCUUUCUCAUA
Messenger RNA from Benincasa hispida (wax gourd), 1567 nucleotides. Its product is annotated as F-box protein FBW2-like. Lineage: Eukaryota; Viridiplantae; Streptophyta; Magnoliopsida; Cucurbitales; Cucurbitaceae. The record is from RefSeq and is a predicted model, not a curated record. Gene Ontology annotation, molecular function: protein binding.